This is a messenger RNA of Papilio machaon (common yellow swallowtail), 1515 nucleotides long. RefSeq lists its product as uncharacterized. The record is from RefSeq and is a predicted model, not a curated record. The coding region runs from base 289 to 1227 and encodes 312 amino acids. NCBI's taxonomy places the organism in Eukaryota, Metazoa, Arthropoda, Insecta, Lepidoptera, Papilionidae. Gene Ontology annotation, molecular function: protein dimerization activity; RNA polymerase II transcription regulatory region sequence-specific DNA binding; DNA-binding transcription factor activity, RNA polymerase II-specific. The transcript has a single exon. Gene Ontology annotation, biological process: regulation of transcription by RNA polymerase II; developmental process.
UAGACAGUGAUCGAUUACUUUUGCUACGGUGCAAUAACAUAGAUGUCUGGCGGGCAGGAUGCACGCUCACCGAUGCGAUCGGCCAUGGCGUCCGUACGUACAUAACUAUACCUACGACAUUAUAUAGAAGCAGUAAAUAUGGAUGGAAAAUGAUGGACAAGAUAAACACAAACCGGUCAACGAUCGACGUGGCUUCACUACGUCCGUCCUCGUCGCACCCGAAGGAUUACAAAGGCGCGGGUGGGGGGCGGCGCGCUGGGCGGGAGGCGCUUACCCGUCGCAGUGGAGAUGGUUAUUUUUUGUGCGUUGUCAAUGAAGGCACGGGUAGGGGCGGGCCGACUCAGGAUCUCUCAGUCCCUAGCCGCACGCGACCGCGACAGCCACGCGCACGAGCACAUGCCGAGCCUACCACGAAACAUGAAUUACGACGGCUGUGAUAGAAUAGUGCCCAUCAAACGCGAGGAGGAUCCCGAUUGCCGGGAUGACGACGAUUACUAUCGAUACGUGCCCGUCGAAGUGAAAAGACACGACCCACAAGCAUUCGCGCCAUCCUCGCCGACACACCUAAUGGAUUUGAGCAACGGGAUCGAAAGACCGGUGCUCCAGCAGGCUUGGCCCACCAAUGUCAUAUUCGACAGCGAGGACCGAGACUACCAGCAGCCGCAGUACCCGCCGUACGACCAGCUCUACAUGGCCGAUCAGAGACAAAGACAAUUACCUCGGACGUUCUACUUCGACGAUUCCAAUUCCCAGGAUAGAGUGAACGGAUUCUACGAAAACAACGAGGCGGCGAAGAUCGGGGAAACAUCGUACAGGGCAUCGACCGAGGAACGGAGCGAUGACAACGACGAGCAGAGAAGACCGAGGAAGCGGUCCUCGAAAGCGUCUAGAAAGAAAACGCAGUCGUUCGAGGAGAUGCAAAUGCAGCGGGUUAUGGCGAAUGUGAGAGAGCGGCAAAGGACGCAAAGCCUAAACGAGGCGUUCGCCAGUUUGCGGCAAAUCAUACCAUCACUGCCGAGCGACAAGCUGUCCAAGAUCCAGACGCUGCAGCUGGCGACGCAGUACAUAGAGUUCCUGUACCAGAUCCUGUCGAGCAGCGAGUGCACGACGAGCGAGGGCGGCAGCGAGGCGGGCAGCGAGCACGGCAAGUACCUCGCGCAAGACAAGCUCAGCUACGCCUUCUCCGUGUGGCGAAUGGAGGGCGAGUGGACAAACGGACAAACGUGAUACUAGAUAUUCUAAAGACGUUGAUUAUAUUCCAUAUAAAGAUUGUUAAUUGAUUAUUUUGUAAGAAAGUGAAGUUUUAAUUGAUAGUUUUAAUUAGCGUUGUAAGUUGCACGUUGUGAUAGUUCUUGUAAGUGCAUAAGAAAUAUCAAAAACUAAAUGAAUGUGAUUAUGGAACAAGUUAAGACAUCAAGUAGUGAGUAAUUGUAAAUUUAUAAUAAAGAUAUACAGCUGUAUACCAAAAAAUAUGACUAAUUGUACUUAAUUGUAAUGUUGUAAAACAUUUUUAUG